This is a messenger RNA of Papaver somniferum (opium poppy), 987 nucleotides long. RefSeq names its product stress response protein nst1-like. The transcript has 3 exons. The record is from RefSeq and is a predicted model, not a curated record. Lineage: Eukaryota; Viridiplantae; Streptophyta; Magnoliopsida; Ranunculales; Papaveraceae. Gene Ontology annotation, cellular component: nucleus. Bases 172 to 708 code for a protein of 178 amino acids.
GGUCACUUGCAGAAACGUUAUAUCACAGGUGUAAAGACUUCGUCCCUCAUUCAUCUUCAAAUUAGGGUUUUAUUUAUCCGUAACAUCUUCAAAUUUGAGCUACUUUUUCUUCUUCUCGUACUCGACUUUAAGAAAUCCUUUUUCCUUAUUCUUUAGCUUUGAGUUUCGCAAAUGAAGAACCAGCCAUCGAAAGAUGGAAAGAGAAAGAAUUUCAACCAAAAAAAGAGAUUAGGAGGUAAAGGUUUAUCUCUCGAAGCUUUUGCCAAUGCAAAAUCCAAGAUCGAUGGAUAUAAUCCUUCCCUUAUAAAGAAGCAAAGGGAGUUUUAUAAGAAUGCCAAAUGUGUGAACAAGUACAAGAAGUCCUUGAAGCAACAAAAUAUACAACAGGAUCACAUUUCUAAAGAGACUAUUACAAAACUCCAGCAGGACGAUGAAGAAGCUGGAACAAGUAGGAAGAUGAAUUAUAAGCAAAACAAGGGACACUAUCAGAGCUUGAAAGAGGUUUAUGAGAAGAAGCAUGAGGAGGAAGAGAAGGCAAAGGCAGAAAAGGAGGCAAUGUUACAAGCGAGGAACAAAGAGAGAGAAGUAGUUGAAUCUAAGAGGAAAGAGCGGAGGGAGAAUAUGUUCAAGAGGACACGAUCUGGUCAGCCAAUCAUGAAGUACAGAAUAGAGCAUAUUCUUCAAACCCUUCAAGAUUCUGCAAAAUAGCCAGUGCUCAUGGAGUCCGUCUUCUUUUCUUUGCUCAUCAAUGGGGGGUUGUUUGAAAAAGAUCAGCAUCCCUCGAAGGAAGUUCCUUGGUGCAUUGUCAAAAUGUUUUUUAAGUGGCAGUUUUUGCUGAUUCCUGAACUAUGUUAGUGCUGUAACAUUACCAUCAUAAUAUGGAAGAAUUUGAACCAUUUCUCUUAGAGAAAGUCUAUAGGAACGAGCACAGAAAAUGCCUUUUUGUUCAGAUUUUUUAUACCGUGUAAUGAAAUUCAGUUCAGAUUA